This is a messenger RNA of Protopterus annectens (West African lungfish), 2970 nucleotides long. RefSeq names its product zinc finger and BTB domain-containing protein 26-like. NCBI's taxonomy places the organism in Eukaryota, Metazoa, Chordata, Ceratodontiformes, Protopteridae. The coding region runs from base 1493 to 2764 and encodes 423 amino acids. Gene Ontology annotation, cellular component: nucleus. The transcript is spliced from 3 exons. Gene Ontology annotation, biological process: negative regulation of transcription by RNA polymerase II; regulation of cytokine production; regulation of immune system process. Gene Ontology annotation, molecular function: protein binding; DNA-binding transcription factor activity, RNA polymerase II-specific; RNA polymerase II cis-regulatory region sequence-specific DNA binding. The record is from RefSeq and is a predicted model, not a curated record.
UGGGCAUCUGGGGAGAUGGGCAUCCUAAUAGGCAGGUGACGGGAGUAAAUACAGAUAAGUAUUGUUAUUUAAGGAGUACUGAAAAGUAACCCUGGAAAAGUAUGACCCAGCAUCCCACAUAAAAAGUUAGUGAGUAAAAUAGUAACAGUUGGCCAAGUGUUGAUAGAGUGGAUCAAGAAAAGCAUUGCACACCUGGGGAGACAAGACAGCACAAUUGCGCAAAGACUUGGUAGCAAAGCAUAAUAAGUAAAUAAACGCAGCAGACUGUAGAUGAGUACUUAAAACAGGGUGCAGUGUAACUGUGUGGAUGCAACACUUAGGAUGUGUAAUUUAGAAUGUUGUGCAAUAGAGAAAGAACGAAGGUGUACAGUGGUAAGUGACUGAACACCUGUUUGUGGCAAGCAGAAUUACGACAUUUAUGAUAGUGUGUAAGUUACAAGUGUUUAAUGUAGUGGCAUGAAUGUAGUACUGAACAGGAAAGUGGGGGUAAUUCACUGGGCAAGACUAAAUUUGAAUGUUUUCAAGUAAGUGGAAAAGAAGUGUAGAGUGUUACAGGUACUUUAUUUAAACAGGUAUGCGUGUAAGUAGCAAAAUUCUGGAAAUAUGGAGGAAAAGGAAUAAUGUAAUGGGAGGGUGGGUAAGGCAGGAUACAGUGUAUUUAGUGGUGUAAGUAAGAAAAGAAAUGCUAGAGCUGAAAAUAAUAGUCUAGCUGCAAUGUAAGUUAAGAAUAAAAGCUCAGGGUGGUGGGAGAUCAUUAGUAAAAGAGGAAGUCAGUAAACUAAGGCAGAGUAAAAAAAGUGUUAGUGUUGUUGAUUGUCAGAAAUAUACAUAAUUAAGAUUGCACUGUUUACGUUAAGACUCCUGAAGGAUCAGUACGCAACUCAAAUCCGUGUCCCAGACAUGGGGGGAGAAAAAGGUGUCACAUAAUUGUGUUAGUAAACUGUUUUAGUAGUCCUCCUGCAGAUUUAAGAAUUGUAAUAUGUUUGGAGAAUUACACCUUUUUAUUAUAAUUAGUUAUUGUUGUGUAUAACUUUGUCAUAGAGACAAAUGGCUUGGUAGAGGGAAGUUUUUCAGGUUAGAAAGUGUGAAAUAUUAAGUUUGGAGAUGUGCAGAUGAUUAAAGAGUCUGGAUUGACUUGGCCAUUAGAAAUAAGGACCAUGAAAGUUGUGAAACAUUCAGAGGGCACGAAAAGGAAAUGUAUUACAUGGAUAUUGGGUAGUCACUGGGUGAAGGCUUAGUGGAUGAGAAACAGAGAGUGGCUGUUGAGGACCUAAAGUUAGGACAUGGAGUGCAAGACUGGAGCAGCGAUGAAAGGUGGACUGUUGAGGAAAGCCUGGUGAUGAGCAGCGUUUGAUUUAGGAUUCUGUAGUGAACUCGUAUUGACCACCACUACUAGAUGGAAGGCAGAGAAACAGUUUCCUUGCAAACUCAGGUGAUCGUGUGCAUGUGGGAUAGAACUUGGUUUGCUUCGUUAUUUUAAUAGUCUGGGAAAAUGGCUCCAAUUUCAGAAAACCUGAAGUUUAAGUUUAUGAACUAUGGGGACUCUGUGCUGCAGAAAAUGAACAUGUUAAGGGAGCAGAAUAAGUUCUGUGAUGUCACCAUUCAUCUCAACAAUAUAAAAUUUCAUGGCCACAAAGUAGUCUUUGCUGCCUGUUCCCCAUUUCUGAGAGACCAGUUCCUCUUGAAUGAUUCCCGGGAAGUAGAAGUGUCUAUCCUGCAAAGCUCUGAAGUUGGACAGCAGUUGCUGCUGUCAUGCUACACUGGUGUUCUUGAGUUUCCAGUCAAUGAACUUGUCAAUUACCUGACAGCUGCCAGCUUCUUGCAAAUGGGUCAUGUAGUAGAGCAGUGUGCAGAGGCUGUAUCCCAGUACUUUGUUCCCAAAUUGGAUGAAGGUGAAAAGGAGCAGCAUGUGGAGCAGAACAGUGUGCCUGAAGAAAAGCAAGAGGCCAACCAUCAGAAAGAAAAGAUGUUACAGCCCAUCCAUGAAACUGUUGAGUUAAAGGCAGAUGAAGACCAUGCUUCCAAAACCUCUAAAUGCAAAGAGAGCUCAGGGAACAAAAAGAUGCGAGCAGUGAAAGUUGAAUCGUAUGAUGAUGAUCUUUUCAGAGUAAGAAAUCCUUCUCCUGAAAUUUCUCUUUCUCUUAUCAACUCUGCUGUGGAAAUUACAAAGAGUUACCUUCAGGCUUAUUCUGAGGACAGUGCCACAGAGUCCGAGGUCCUGAAUGGAGAUAGUUAUAUGCUAGCAGCCAAUGAGAUACAGUUUCAGGGUGUGGACCCUACCAGUGAUUUUGCUUCUUUGGAGGGCUGUCCUUUGACUGCCCAUCGCAAUGCCAGUGAAGCAAGGACAGCUAAUACUGGAUUACAGGAUGGCAUUCUCGAGAAGCCUUAUAGUUGCCCUAAAUGUGAAAAGGCCUUUCAGCACCUUGGAAACUUUAUAAGUCAUGUAAAAGAACACAAACUGUUUUUGUGUCUUCGCUGUGGGAAAACAUUUUCACAGAAAAGUAAUUUGACUAGACACAUACGAGUGCAUACUGGCUUCAAGCCUUAUCAAUGUGCAGUGUGCAAGAGGUCAUUUACUCAAAAGGCCACCCUUCAAGACCACAUGAACCUUCACAGUGGCAUUAAACCACAUAAGUGCAACUACUGUGAGAUGCAUUUUGCUCAUAGACCUGGGUUACGCCGUCACCUAAAAGAGGUGCACAAAAAAAGCAGUACUGAGAACAAUAAUGAGGAAAUUGAAGAGAUCACAGUUGACUUUGAUUAAAAAAGAUAACAGUAUUAGAUCAGGAUUUUUUAAAUUUUUCUAGGCAAAAAUGUGUUUUUUGUACAGUGUUUGGUAUUAGAUGUGGUUUGUCUGUCGGCUGUUUCUCAUUUGAUUAGAUCUUUAGGAAUAAGGGACUGUCAUCACCUUUCCUCUCAUAGUCUGGCCAGUUUGUGCUAUUUUUAAUAAAACGAAAAAUUUGGAUGUCA